AGUCACUAAACGAACUGUUGUAAGUCGAGGACUGCCUGCGUUUCUAUUUCUUCCUGGGCAGUUCCGCCUUCUCGGGAGACAGAGUAGCAUUUCAAUCCAGUUGGUCGAAUGUUGCAAAUAACGUCCCUCCUUUUGCUUUGGGAGCUGCCGAUCCGAUGGUGGCGGCGGCGGCAGCGCCAGCCCUUGAGACUCACGCCGUGUCUUUCUUUUGCUGUUCCAGGCGGAGCCCCCCUGACUGAAGCGGACGUGCGCUCGGUGCGGAGCGGCUGUCAUGAUCUCUGCGGCACCUCUCUACAGCGGAGUGCAUAACUGGACGGGCACUGAACGGCUUCACACGUGCAGCCUCGAAGAAAGUCUCCCCUUUUCGCAGGUGGAGAUCACAGCGGUUUCAGGAAGCGGUGGGGGCGCCGAAGGGUUUGAACCGGAGGGCACCGUGGAGAAAGAAGCCGGCCCCCAACUCCGGGAGCAGGCCCACGAGCCAGACUGUGCCCAGAAGGCCUUGAAGGACAGCGAUGCCAAGGCUGGACAGCUUCAAGAGCCAGAAGAAGCACCCCAGCCGGACAAGAGCAGCCGCCGCAGCAGCCUGGACUGCCCGUUCGCCUCUGCUGCAGAGACGGCGGAGGUGACCCCCAUCUGCCCCAAGGCUCCGGAAAGCGAGCAGAUGGGAAAAGAGAAGGGUCUCCCAGCGCCCGCUGCUUCCGUCAACCCCAUCACUGCGACCAGCAGCAGCAGCUGCAGUACGGGGGCUCCGGCCGCCGCCACCUACACCCUGAAGAGCGUCUGUUUUUCGACCUCUCCGGCCCCCCCUAUGCAAAAAAUGUCCCUUUCCCUGCCGCCCGGAGCCACCGUCCUGGCUCCCAGCCAGCCACUGGUUUACCUUCCUCCUCUUUCCAACGCGCUGGGGGUCUCGCCCGCCCUUGCCCUCCCGGUCUUAUCGUCCUUCCCACAAGACCCUUGCCUGCCCGGCCUUCACCCCUACCCGUACACUUUCUCUGUGGGCAGACCCUUAGCGCCUGACCCCAAAGCUGCCUGUGUCGAGGCCGCUCAGUUAAGCUGCCCUCCUAAGCCUUCUGGAGAAAACAGUAGCACCCCCACGACCCCGGGCUCCGGCCCUCCCGCCAACGGCCCAGAACUGGUCUCCAGCACCCCGGCCUUGGCAGCCUCCUGCGCCAGCGUCGUCCCCCUCUCAGGUCCUGCCACCGUGCUGCCCCGAGUCCCAGAGCGGUUAGCGACAGGGGUCCUGGCAUCCAUCUCCCCGCUGAAGUCCCCCCCACAAUUGGAACGCGAGAUGGUCUCCUCCCCGGAAUGCAGCGAGAUGCCCCUGGACCUGUCCUCCAAGUCCAACCGCCAGAAGCUGCCUCCGCCGAGCCAGCGCAAGACUCCCCCCAUGCCUGUGCUGACUCCGGUACACCCCAGUGGUAAAGCGCUGCUGACACCAGUCUUCUCCAAGGCCCAGCGAGUGGCCCAGGCCGCGGCCUCGCCCUUCGUCAUCUUCCCGGAGCUGCUGCGCAACGGAGAGCAAAGCACAUGGGUGAAAAACCCCACAGCUUUCAUUGGCACCAUUCCGGGCACCUACAUGGGGGUGGCCAACCCGGUGCCAGCCUCAGUCUUGUUGAACAAGGAUGUCGGGGCCGACUUAAGCAGCAGGGACUCCAGGCAUCUUCCAAAGCAGGAGCCCAUCUGCAUCAUCGAUCAGGGAGAGCCCCGGAGUGCCGGGCUGCCUUCUGGAAAAAAAAAUGGAUCCGAGGGACAAGCGGACCCCACCAGGCGCACCCCGGCUCCUCCCUUACGCCCCUCCAAGGAGCUGUCCCUCUGGAACCCCAGCCAAGCAAACCUUUACUCUCGGUGUUCGCUCAACGGGAAGCCUGCCAGCCCGCAACUCCUGCCCAUCGGGUGGUCCCAUUACCACCCGGGCACCCUGCUUUCCAUAGGCAUCUCGGCGACGGCACAGCUGCCCCCCAAUCCAGUCGGGCCCUGUAAGACGCCCGGCCCCAGCGAACCAGCUGUGUUCCCUGCAGGGCAGCUGGCAGAAGCUACCCCGGUGGUCCAGAAGCCCCCCGAAGCCCCCUCCCAGGGCAAAGGCUGUAAGGCAGCCCUGCCCAGCACCGAGAGCCCUUUGUGCGUCUCGCCAGCUCUGCAGACCAACCCGCCGGAGGCGAAGGGCUCGAGGGGGCUCGAGCGACGGGAGACGGACUCGGCCGGCGAGAGCACUCUUCUGCCCCCGCCCGAAACUCCCCCGGAGGGUUGUGCCCACAAGCACUCCGCGGACCCCAAAGCGAAGAGUCCCUUCUUGCCUCUCCAUCCAGCCCACGCCCUGCCCUUAGCCAGCCACGCAAGCAUCCGGGUCACCGCCGAGUCGGCCUCUCCUGCUGAGAAACAGUGCCGGGAGCGGCGAGGGGACACUUCCCGCAAAGCCCCGAGUGUCGCGGUCCCUCCCUGUCCAGUUCACCAGGUGGACCUCAGCCGGAUCAAGAAGGAGCGGGUGGAGCCCGAACCCCCCUUUGCCUCGGCCACCUGCCUGCACACAGGGGCCACCUUGAGGGACCUUCCGAAAGCCAAGGUGAAGGGGGUGGCCCACAUCAAAGUCGAGGGGGGCUUCCCCUGCAAAUCCAAGCGGCACCACGAGGGGCCGGAUCGGCCAGCCCACAAGAAGCUGAAGUCGCGCGGGGGAGAAGAAUUGGGAUCUCCCUGCAAGGCAAGCAGCCAGAAUCAGCACAGCCGGAAGUGGCGGAAGCAUCACAGCAACCUCCAUGAGACCACGGAUGAUGGCCGGCUGGGCUGCGUGAAGGAGCGGGGAAACCUCCGGGCCAAGCGCAAACGCCGGAAGUUGUCCCCAGGCCACCGGGGCCACAGCUGCGAGGAAGGUAAGGGGCGCUCAGGCUGGGUCGUGCCCAUUCCCUCCCUCAUCCAGGGCUGCCCCACCUUCCCAGGAGCCACUUGGAAGAUCUGGUCAUUCUUCUUCAGUAGGUUGCCCCAGGGGGAUCUCUUUGGGCUCCCUGAGCUCUUCCUUGUGAUUUUCCUUCUCCAAAUACAUUUUUGUGAGGUUAUAAAGCAUUAUAAAAUACAAAAGCAACUGAGAGGACAGUGAAGAGGAAGGGCAAAAAGAAGAGCGAGGAAGGGUAGGGAAAGAAAAAGAAACAUGGACUCCUGACUCUCUUGGUUACAGUAGAAUAAGGCAUUCACAACAAAUCACAACUUUUUAUUUUACUGUAAUAUUAUCAACCAGUCAUUUCUACAAAAGUCUAUCAGUCUAAUCUGUGAAACCCAAAAUCAAAGUUUCAUUCUUUUCCACCUCGAGCAAGAAGUUCAGAAGCGGUUUCCACAUGGAAACAAAAGUAUUUCUGUUCUUUUCUUUGAGCGGAGUAGUCAAUUCUGACAUUUCAGCCAACUCCCAUCAGCUUCGCAGCCAUUCUUCCAUGGUAGGCAUCGAAGUGCCCUUCCAUUUUUGCGCAUACAUAGUCUUAACUGCUGUCAACAUAACGUAGUAACAAAGUUCCAAACUUUUUCUCCCAAUUCUCUUUUCCAUUAGACUCAAGAGGAAAAGUUCUGGUUUUGUAUAUAUCUCCCAUUUUCAGGAUUUUCUGUAUUAAAAUAUGAAUUCCUUGUGUUCUGACUUA
Messenger RNA from Thamnophis sirtalis, 3617 nucleotides. The record is from RefSeq and is a predicted model, not a curated record. Lineage: Eukaryota; Metazoa; Chordata; Lepidosauria; Squamata; Natricidae.